Stereum hirsutum FP-91666 SS1 is the source of this 1056-nucleotide messenger RNA. RefSeq lists its product as uncharacterized. Lineage: Eukaryota; Fungi; Basidiomycota; Agaricomycetes; Russulales; Stereaceae. Bases 1 to 885 code for a protein of 294 amino acids. The transcript has 4 exons. The record is from RefSeq and is a predicted model, not a curated record.
AUGUCCCCAAGGUCAAGAUCAGCAGCUGGCUCCCUCUGCUCUAUUCUUCUUCUCUCAUCAGCUAUUGUCAGCGCUCAGAAUGAGGAAUGUCACAUUUACAUCGAUCCCUGGAAGUACGACCUCAACACUACAAGAGGAGACCACUCCGUUGAGCGGACAAGAGUGACUCCGCCAAGUACCAUCCGGGAAUCUGUGCGAUUCAAUUUGUGCGACGAACUGCAACCGCUGGACGGCGUGGCCUCGGAGGAUCAGUGUCCGACCGGAACCAAAGUCUGCUUAACGCAAACAAACAUCAAGACAGACCAGGUGGACCGUGUGAUCUCUGUCAUACCAAUUGCAGAGACAUCUGGCCUAAAUCCCGAGUUCAAAUCCCUGAGUGCACCUAAUAAAGGCUUGAAUAUUAUCUACCACGGAAAUCCAUACCCUUCACUACCGUCUGCCGACCCAAUAUCACAAUUGUUCAACCUGACUCUCCACUGUGACACAGAAACGAGCCCCAUAAAGUUUCAAUCGUAUGAUGGUGUUUCACUGAACCUUGAAUGGUCUGCUCCUGCCGGUUGCGAAUUCAAGGGACCAGAUGGUACGCCGCAAGACGACGAAACUGGUGGUGGCGACAGCGACAGUGGAGAUGAAGGGAAGGAGGCAGAGUCCGUGGGCAGUGGGGUCGGAUGGUUCCUCUUGGUCCUAUUGCUGGCGUUCAUCGGUUACUUUGCACUGGGUGCAUACUACAACUAUACGACGUACGGGGCGACAGGCAUGGACCUAAUUCCACACCGCGACUUCUGGAGAGAAGUGCCGUUUAUGGCCCGAGACGUCGUGUCUCACCUCUGUGGCUCUUUCAGACCACGCCAUACUUCCAGCCGGGGAGGCUACAUAGCCGUCUGAUAGGGGUUUCUUGUGUGCUCCUUGGGUUAUAGAUGGUGGCGCCGUGGCGGCAGAGUCGGGGACGGAUUCAUUGGGACUGACGCUUAGUAUAUUAGUUUUGAUUUCUCGUUCAUGUUACUGCUAUUUGGAUCUCUCGAUUGUUAUCGACGGUCAACAACCGUACUCUACUCC